Molecule: messenger RNA, 1429 nt
Organism: Helicoverpa armigera (cotton bollworm)
Lineage: Eukaryota; Metazoa; Arthropoda; Insecta; Lepidoptera; Noctuidae
Product: carboxypeptidase B
Exons: 6
Coding region: 91-1392 (433 amino acids)
Biological process (GO): proteolysis
Molecular function (GO): zinc ion binding; metallocarboxypeptidase activity
Source: RefSeq, a predicted model, not a curated record
UAUCAGAUGCUCUUGCACAUAAAAUGAAACGACUCAUGAAAUUGUUAGUAUUUUAUUAUAAAGUGGCUUAAUUGCCACAUCUUCUUAAUCAUGAAAUACAUAUUUGUAUUCUGUUUGUGUGUGGCUGGGGUGCUGGCGAAACACGAAAUUUAUGAUGGACAUGCCGUUUAUCAAGUAGAUGUUGCCUCAAUGGACCAAGUCAAAUUGGUCCAUGACUUCGAAAAUGAUUUGAUGCUCGAUGUCUGGUCUGAUGCUGUGCCCGGACGCCCUGGCAAAGUUCUCGUCCCCAAAUUCAAGAGGGAAAUAUUUGAAAACUUCCUCAAACAGUCUGGAGUGCAAUACAAACUCGAAGUUGAAAAUGUUAAAGAACAGCUAGAAUUGGAAGAUCAACUCCUAGCCGCAGCUGCAGCUAAGAGCAACAGCUCCAGAUCGCGUCUGUCCUUUGACAAAAUCCACAGUUAUGAAGAGGUCGAUGCUUACUUACAAGAGCUUGCAAAAGAAUUCCCAAACGUUGUCACCGUUGUUGAAGGAGGAAAGAGUUUCGAAGGCAGAUCCAUCAAGUACCUCAGAAUUUCUACCACCAACUUCCAGGACGCCAGCAAGCCCGUGGUCAUGAUGCAGUCUCUCCUCCACUGUCGUGAAUGGGUGACCCUCCCUGCGACUCUCUACGCCAUCCACAAACUUGUCAUUGAUGUCACAGAAUCUGACCUGAUCAACAAUAUCGAUUGGAUCAUCUUGCCUGUAGCCAAUCCCGAUGGUUAUGUUCAUACUUUUGGCGGUGACCGUUACUGGAGAAAGAAUCGCGCAACCGGCUACAUGGUUGGCAACCUUUGCAUGGGAGUAGACCUCAACAGGAACUUUGGCAUGAACUGGGGCACAGCGUCUAGCUCCAGCGUUUGCUCUGAUACCUUCCACGGCAGAAGCGCCUUCUCCGAACCCGAAACCUCUAUCAUCAGGGACAUCAUCGCCGAACAUCGCAACCGAAUGGCCUUAUACCUUGACAUCCAUAGCUUUGGCAGCAUGAUCUUGUACGGUUAUGGAAAUGGUAUUCUCCCCUCCAAUGCUCUGCAGCUCCACUUAAUUGGAGUCCAAAUGGCCCAAGCCAUCGACAGGGUCAAAUGGUCUUCCAACAAGGACUAUAUUGUUGGUAAUAUCUUCCAUGUUCUGUACGCUGCGUCUGGUGGUGCUAGUGACUACGCCAUGCAAGCUGCUGCCCCAUUCUCGUACACCUAUGAACUUCCUGCUUAUAGAAACAGUGUAUGGUUUGAUGGAUUCCUUGUAGACCCUGAUUUUAUUGAACAAGCUGGCUUUGAGACUUGGGAAGGUAUUAAAGUUGGAGCCAGAGCUGCGGCCGCUGCUGCUAAAGAAUUGAAGAAACUCAAUACUGCUUAAGAUUAUUUUAUACUGAUUAAAUUAUUUUUGAUACUGC